CUUCUCCAGAGAGGUUUAUCUCUCAUGUCCAAUGAUUCCUUCUGCAAGGCUGUUCGACUUAAACAGGCCACUAAGGAAGACCUACGACACCAGCUCAUGCAUACUACCUGGCGGCUCGAACGUAACAGGAGAGAAAAGUCUUUCCUGAAAUCUCUCAAGCGAGAGCAAGAAGGUGAAUUCAAGAUGGCGGAGACAGAAAUGGAGAUAUUCAGGGGCUUCAUCACCACCCGGGGGCUCCCGGCAUUGGAAGAUGAU
Molecule: messenger RNA, 255 nt
Organism: Suillus discolor
Lineage: Eukaryota; Fungi; Basidiomycota; Agaricomycetes; Boletales; Suillaceae
Exons: 1
Source: RefSeq, a predicted model, not a curated record